AUGGGCAAAACGCCGGACCGUCUCGAUUCGAUUCGAUUCGACUCCCAUCCUAUCCUUCCUCUAAGGGUAAAGCCGCACCCCGCGAGCACAGCGCCAGCGUGUUACGAUCGGCUGGCCAUCCGACCGGCCGACGUGGUUGCUUUUGCCGCCUUCCCCUUUACUUUGUGCGUCGAUGGACUAGGGAUGAGUAGCUGCUUUGGCUCGGGACCCGCGGAUUCGCUGCGCCCGUCACGCCUCCUGUGCCGCGCGACACAAGACACAAGACAGGAGGAGGGCAGAGAUCGCGAGCUGCUGGAUGUUUUUUGCUUUUGGGAUCACAAAGGCGGGAGGCAGAGCAGGGUCAAGGUGCCCGGAGAGAUGGUGCGGCUCCCCCCUUUCCGCCAUCGGGGCCCUUGUCUUAUCUGCGCCCGAGUGACGCCCGUUGCAUACCACCGGGAUUCGCAAUGCAUCGCCCGGGACGGCUCGUUGACUGCUUUUUGCGGGCGAUGA
Purpureocillium lilacinum is the source of this 489-nucleotide messenger RNA. Lineage: Eukaryota; Fungi; Ascomycota; Sordariomycetes; Hypocreales; Ophiocordycipitaceae. The record is from RefSeq and is a predicted model, not a curated record.